This is a messenger RNA of Paramacrobiotus metropolitanus, 2063 nucleotides long. RefSeq lists its product as uncharacterized. Lineage: Eukaryota; Metazoa; Tardigrada; Eutardigrada; Parachela; Macrobiotidae. The record is from RefSeq and is a predicted model, not a curated record. Bases 398 to 1699 code for a protein of 433 amino acids. The transcript is spliced from 2 exons.
GCUGGUGCAACGAAGUUCGUCAAAACAUUAAAGCACGAAUCGGGUCCUGGCUCGCCAAAUCUAAAUUUUAAUACGGCUUGGCGUACUUUGUUUUUUUGGUGUUGAUAGGCAGCGUCCGUUGCGUGAUACCUACUGUAGUUCCCCGGCAUCCAAAGAAUGUACCGUACAUCUUCUAAGUCAUGCCAGUCAGUACCAGCUGAGCUGGCUGAGAAAAUGCACCUGCGAGCUGUCCGAUCGGCAUCCCACCAUUGCCCUGAUAUUGUUUCGCCUGCCCUCGCUAGUGCUCUCAAAUGGUUUGCCGAAGAUUACCGUACGAAGGACGCCGCUAUUUUGAUGUCACUAAUGGGACUUACAGCAACACUUUCGGCUGGCCAAUUUGCGUUGAAAACCCACAAAGAUGUUGAACACCACGUUACGCCGGCGCUGCUUAUGCUUACAGUCGGGACGCCGGGAAGUGGCAAAUCAGUCGCAAUCGAAAAGUUCUGUAUGCAGCCGCUAUCAACGAUCGGGGCGUUGGCUCAGCGGAAGUUCUUCGGAAGGCCGGCUAAUACCUCAAGAACGCUGGCUGUAUUCAGCAAUUGCGGAUGAUACUGUUGAUGCAAGAACCAAUCUCCUGCACAAACUGAACAAAUCGGCAGUCCCGUUUGAUGUUGAGGCAACAUUCACCGCCUUUUACCAGUACUGUCGAGAACAGGUGGAUAUGGCUAACAUUGUCUUGUCACCGGAAGCUCUUGAACGCUACUUGGAGCUGUCCCAAGAAAUCGAUCAAAUGAAGAAAUGUCGACGGGAAAACAUUCUUGGGAGAAAUGCGGCAUACACCAUCCCAGCAUCUUCAAAAGAAGAGGAGAUGACACUCAAGGUUACACUGGUGCUGCACCUUCUCGAGAAUGCCAUCAUAAGCUUCACCGCAACCGGGAUCAUUGACAUUCCGGAGGAGGUUACUUUGGAAACGAUUGAAAGAGCCAUCAGAUAUGUGCGCACCAGUAACAACGUGCUGCGUACAUUCAACAAUGAAAACAUCGCUGCAACUAAGGAGGCCGAAAUGCUCCUCAUCCCGGGAAAGCUGUUGAUCCCGCAGAUCGUAUCAGAAGCGACGCGGGGCAAGAACCGUUACUCGUUUGCUGAACCUAAAAUGUUCAUUAAGCUGGCAAAAGACCUGGAACGUCAGGGAUUGGGGCAAAUUCGAGAUGUUCAAUACAGGAAGAACGAAAAUUCUGCGGUCCGAACAGCUAUCGUAUAUUUUAAAAGUCCACCAUCAGACACGCUGGCGGUUAUCCUUGGUACACAUGGAGUCACGGUAGCCGACUACGCGGAAGCUUAUGACGCCGAUUACAAUUUGCGACCGUCUCUAAAAGAUAAUUUGGGACAUAUCGCUCGAAUUUUAGAACAGCAGAGCCCGUUUUCGAGUGUUACUGACGAGCACGACACUGAAAAUGAAGGCAGUGUUUUUAGCGCUAAUGGCGAGAAUGAAAGUGAAUACAGUGAAGACGCCAACUCGGGUGGUAGUGUCGGCAGUGACGAAAUGGUAGUAAACGGAAAUGAAGUUGUGGUUAAUGGUGACAGUGAGUCGGAUGUGGUUGACGUAACAGAUGGAAAGCCAGAAGAUUACCAGGAAGAGGAGGACGAAGACAGCGACAGCGAAGAUGAUGGUAUAUAUCAGCAGCAGACUAAGAAGCAGAAGUUUGCUCCUACUGCCUGAACGCUAUGAUAGCGACUGCCGACUUGUGCUUCCACUCAAUCUUGAGUAAUUACUUAAUAACUGAGUAACAUUAACUGAAUAACUGGACACCGAAUUUCAUUUUAUCUUCAUUAAUUAAGCUGCAUGCAAUCGUUUAUACUAAUUUUCUAUUUGCGUAGCGCAACGUCUAAGUUGAAAUUUCUUCUCGUUUUCAUGAUGGAAUAUUGCCUUUAAUUAUAUUGAAUGCUGUUGUUUCGGUACAGUUGAAGCGAUUUAAUUGUUUGCUCUUACGAUUUGUUGAAUAUGCAGUUUACUAGCAAAUUAUUAAUUUCUUAUGGUACAUAUAUUCCUCUGUCCUUUUUGAAUCGAUUCGAAUUUGGGUAAA